AGGCAGAAACCAAGGGCCCGGGGAGCAGACGGCCAGGGCUUUCCAGCUCAGCUCCUGCUCUCAGGCCGUUUCCGCUGCUCCCGUGGCUACAGCGAUGGCGCCCAAUGCUGCCUGCCUCUGUGUGCAUGUGCAGUCUGAGCAGUGGGGCCCCAUGGCCUUCGCUGCCAGCCCGGAGGACAGAGUGAGGAAGAUCAGCGAGCACGUCCGCUCUAAGACGCAGGUUGCCGUGCGGGACCAGGUCCUUCUCCUGGGCUCGAAGCCGCUGAAGCCGCGCAGAACGCUGUCAUCUUAUGGCAUCGACCGCGAGACGACCAUCCACCUCACCCUGCGGGUGGUGGAGCCCAGUGACGAGGCGCUGCCCCUCGUUCUGGUGGAGCCGGGCGACCAGGGGCAGAGGCACGGCCUCCUGGUGCGAAGGGCCAGCUCCGUGGCCCAGGUGAAAGCCAUGAUCGAGACCAAGACCGCGCUGCCCCCCGAGAAGCAGGUUGUGACUUGCAAUGGGAAGAAGCUGGAAGACGGGAAGACCAUGGCGAGUUACGGCAUCAGGCGCGGCACCUCACUCUUCCUGACACACCACUGCUACGGGGGCGCAGCUGAGGGGCAGGGCUGUGUGUGACUGAGAGCAGAAGACAGCAUCUUCAGGGCUGAGGGAGCGCAUUCACAGCCAGCUUGAGUGCGAUCCCCGUUUGGUUCCCUCUGAUGGACAGACACCCCCCAUUUCCUCUCCUGCCUGGGUCCAUGUCUGACCUGUGUCUCCUCUCCCUGUAAGCCGGUGCGCUCCCUGGCACAUCCGGGGGGACUGGGCCCACACCGAUUCCUACUUGUAGGGAACAACGAAAUGAUUUCUGAUGAAGUGAAUUCAUUACUCGGACGUGAUCACAACCUAACUAAUAAAGAAUUGAGA
Eptesicus fuscus (big brown bat) is the source of this 904-nucleotide messenger RNA. RefSeq names its product ubiquitin D-like. Gene Ontology annotation, molecular function: protein binding; proteasome binding. Gene Ontology annotation, biological process: positive regulation of canonical NF-kappaB signal transduction; positive regulation of apoptotic process; response to tumor necrosis factor. The coding region runs from base 95 to 616 and encodes 173 amino acids. NCBI's taxonomy places the organism in Eukaryota, Metazoa, Chordata, Mammalia, Chiroptera, Vespertilionidae. The record is from RefSeq and is a predicted model, not a curated record. Gene Ontology annotation, cellular component: nucleus. The transcript has 3 exons.